Molecule: messenger RNA, 1413 nt
Organism: Ylistrum balloti
Lineage: Eukaryota; Metazoa; Mollusca; Bivalvia; Pectinida; Pectinidae
Product: solute carrier organic anion transporter family member 4A1-like
Exons: 9
Coding region: 1-1413 (470 amino acids)
Biological process (GO): sodium-independent organic anion transport; transmembrane transport
Cellular component (GO): membrane
Source: RefSeq, a predicted model, not a curated record
AUGGCUGAUGACUUCGAGAGUUCGAUACUUCAGCCACUGCAACAAGGGAAAAUGACACUCGAAACGGUCGACCGAGCAGAACCACAAAGAAAAAUAAUUCGAAAUGAAGAUCGCUAUGGAUGCUGGACAUGUAGACCGAGAUUUUUACAGGUGUUUAACAGCAUUAGGUGGCACGUGUUUUGGCAGUGUGUGUUUAAUUUCUUCGAGGGCUUCAUCGUGAACGGUGUAAUAAAUGUCGUCAUACCGUCCCUGGAGAAGCGGUACGAGAUGUCCAGCUCUCGUUCUUCCAUUAUCGCUAGUGCUAACGACUUUGGUGCUUUAGUUGUGCUCAUCUUCAUCAGCUACUACGGAGGCCAGAGGAACAAGCCACGUAUCAUGGCAGCUGGGGUGUUUCUCAUGUCCUUAGGGAGUCUCAUAUUCUCCCUGCCACAGUUCGUUGGAGACGAAUACAAAUACACCGUCUCGAGCGGAACCAACGGAACACAAAAUCUAUGUAUGUCGGGAAAAGGUAAUACUUCGAGUGGCGCUUGCGAAGACGGAACGUCUAACAGCUCUGGAUAUGAUGGUUACUACGCGUGUUUUUUAAUUGGUCAAGCGUUUCUUGGAAUUGGAGCUAUCCCAAUGUUUACGAUCGCACUGACGUAUAUCGACGACAACUGUAAACCGAAACUGACGUCUUUCUAUAUAGGAUGUACGUUUAGCUCGGCGGCUGUGGGUGUUGCUGUCGGGUAUAUAGUCGGAGGUCAGACGCUGUCGUAUUUUGUAGACGCUGACAAAGUGGACAUUUCCUCUGUUCCCCUGACUCCGGCAGACCCUCAAUGGGUAGGAGCUUGGUGGAUUGGAAUACUGAUAUCAUUCUUCUCGUUCCUGUUGAUUGGUUUCCCUCUUCUUGGAUACCCCAAAGAACUUCCAGGCCAUGAUCAACUACAGAAACUGCGCAGGUCCGAAGCCCACAACAACGAUGCUAACGAAAUGACGACUAGACCCAACUUCGGCAAGUCUUGGAGGGACUUCCCGAAAUCUUUUUAUCUAUUGGUAAGAUUUGGACCAAGCACAACGGAGUGUGUCCAACCCAAACAGAGAUCCCUCGCCAUCGGAGUGGAGUUGUUAGUAGUAAGAUUGUUAGGGACAACGCCAGGACCAAUACUAUUAGGGGCAAUAAUAGACAGCGCAUGCUCUGUAUGGCAGGAAAGUUGUGGAAAAACCGGAUCCUGUUGGACUUACCGGAAGUUUGAUCUUGGUGUUCGUCUUGUCGUGUGGUUUGCAGCAAUCAAACUAAUGGGCGCCAUAUUUGCUAUGAUUGCUUACAAAGUUUACGUUCCACCUCCUGUUGAUGACGACACGGUUGUGGCGGUUCCGUCCGUUGCUGCAAAUGUGGACAAUAGCAAAAAGGAUGAAUCAACUAGAUUGUGA